Neocloeon triangulifer is the source of this 1509-nucleotide messenger RNA. Its product is annotated as senecionine N-oxygenase-like. The coding region runs from base 141 to 1427 and encodes 428 amino acids. Gene Ontology annotation, molecular function: NADP binding; N,N-dimethylaniline monooxygenase activity; flavin adenine dinucleotide binding. The record is from RefSeq and is a predicted model, not a curated record. The transcript is spliced from 8 exons. Lineage: Eukaryota; Metazoa; Arthropoda; Insecta; Ephemeroptera; Baetidae.
CACUGUUUGCUUAAAACACUUGGAGGGGAAGCUGUGGCUCCUCGCUGACGACAGGACUUUCAAUGUCACGUGUGCUUGGAGAACGCAGCACCAAAAAUAUACAAUCAUUUUUACCAGUGUGAGAGUCGCGGCUGGUGAGAAUGAAUGCGAAUUUUCGCAGGCGCGUGGCCGUGAUCGGCGCCGGACCCUCAGGACUGGCGGCGGCGCGGCAUUUUGGAGCACCUGAUUCGCCCUUUGAGUGCCAAGUUUUUGAGCAAAGCAGUGAAAUUGGCGGGACGUGGGUUUUCACGCCUCACGUGAGUGUCGACGAAAUUGGAAGGCCGAUCCACUCGAGCAUGUACACCAAUCUCAGAACGAAUUUGCCAAAGGAAGUGAUGUCUUAUCCGGAUUUCCUUUUUCCUGAACAAGAAAAAUCGUACCUUACAUCGGAGCAGGUUUUAGAAUACCUGCACAGCUACGCUAACCACUUUGGCCUGCGGCAACACAUCAAGUUCAAUAACUGGGUUAAAGAGGUGAGGCCAGUUGGUGAAAACGUUGAGGAAGAAAAAUGGCAAUUAACAAUAUUUGAUUGGAUUAGCAAAGAGACCAGAACCGAAAUAUUUGAUGCUUUAAUGAUCUGCAAUGGUCACUUCUUUCAUCCAAAUAUUCCUGAAUGCCAAGGUAGAGACAUUUUUGAAGGAAGAAUUAUUCACAGUCGCGAAUACAGGAUGCCAGCUCCUUACACGAAUAAAAGGGUGCUAAUUGUUGGAGGUUCUUUUUCUGCUAUAGAUAUAACAAUGGAACUCGCGAAAGUUUCAAAACAAGUUACUCUGAGUCACCAUUUAAAAGAGAUGGCGACCAACUUUCCGGAAAACGUGAAAAUGGCACCUGACGUGGAUUUUUUUGACAAAACGGGCGUCACUUUUGUUAAUGGGCAACGUGACGAGUUUGACGAUGUGAUUUAUUGCACAGGGUACAAGCCCAGCUACCCCUUUCUGCACGAGAGCUGCCGAGUCACGACAGAUGGGUACGGCGUCGAGCCACUCCACAAGCAUUUGAUAAACAUCGAGCACCCCUCCAUGUGCUUCCUGGCAAUCAACAAUUACAUUUCGCCGCUGCAAUUAGCGGAUUUGCAAGCCCGAUUUUUCUACCAGCUGCUAAUCGGCGCUUUCGAAUUGCCAGCAAAAGAGGAAAUGUACCGACAGCUGAGGAAAGAUCAGAAAUUCAGACAAGAAGAACUUGGAUUCAAGACGCGCUUCGCCCAUAAGUUAGGUGUUUUACAAAAAGAAUAUUAUGAUGAACUCGCUGACACGGCAGGAGUUAAACGGAUCCCACCUGUGGUCUCAAAACUGCACUUUGAGGCAGCAAGGUCAAAAUUCAAAGAACUCUACACCUUCCGUGAUAAGCGGUACAAAUUAAUUGACGAAGAAACUUUUGUAGAAUUAUGAGAAACUUUUAAAUAAAAAAUACUUAUUUUUAUUAAGUAUGAAAAAUUAUAAUAUUUGAAAAUGUUCAAAAAUAUACGUGCCU